Periophthalmus magnuspinnatus is the source of this 1462-nucleotide messenger RNA. It is a transcript of the gene selenol, whose product is annotated as selenoprotein L. Lineage: Eukaryota; Metazoa; Chordata; Actinopteri; Gobiiformes; Gobiidae. The record is from RefSeq and is a predicted model, not a curated record. The transcript is spliced from 9 exons.
GGUUGCUCCCGGUGCCCACAGUGCGCUCUGUGCUCUGUGCCGUGCUCUGUACCAGAGCUCCUGUGGAGGUCCUGCACCAUGGCGGAGAAGAUGACCGAGGCUGAGGACACGCUCGUCCGGGGACUCUCCAUGCUCGUCAGUCUGGGCAGAGUUCUGCUCCAGAAAGCCAGAGAUGAAGCUGCAGAGUCUUUGGAGGGAUUUUUGCCUUACAAAAUUACCACAAUGUUUGGCCUGAUCACCGGAGGAACUACUCUAUUGAAAAACCUCGGAGUGACGAAGAAGAGUGAGGCUGAAGAGCUCUGGAAAAAGUCAUACCAUCGGGACGCAGUGAGGGAACAAGUGGACGCCCUUCUACAGCUGGAGACUGAAUGGGACUCAUUUCUGGAACAUGUAGACCAAGGCCUGCUAACUCCUGAUGGAGUGUCACCCAUGCAGACCACCGAGACCCUGCGUCCAGACACAGCCCUCAUUGAUGCCCGCACUGCAAAAAAUGUGAGCCUGGGUGAGUUUUUGGGUCCCGGACAGAAGCAGCUGCUGGUCCUGAUUCGACAUGUGGGAUGACUACCGUGACGGGACCACGUGGCCGAGCUGGAGGCCAAGCAGGCGCUCCUCAAGGCUCGGUCAGUGCAGGUCCUGGUCAUUUCCUUCAGUGUGUUGGAGGGGGCCCAGAUUUGGUUGGAGCAGACUGGAUGCAAAUUCCCCAUGUUGCUUGACCAACAGAGAAAUCUCUACCGCACUUUUGGCCUGGUUUCUUCAUACUCUAAGGUGAUGAGGUUCGGGUGCCUGCUAACUUACUCUGAGUAUGGUGCUGUGGACCGAGACUUUCCUGAAAUGCCACCUCGUCUACUGGAGGAUCUCUAUCAGAUGGGGGGAGACUUUCUGAUUGAUGAAGCUGGAAAAGUGAUUCUGCAUCACCCAUGUAAGACCCCACUGGACCGACCAUCUGUGGAGGACAUUCUGAAGGCUGCAGACUCGACCAGCAGCUAAACUUGAAGUAUAACUGUUAGUGUACAAAACAGUGACAUGUCAGACAGAGCAGCUCUUGGCUCACUCUGAUGAAGUCAGUCCUCUCACUCAUCUCUAUGAAGAGGUUUGACUGAUGUAAACUACUGUGGUGCAAAGACAACUGCUGUUUCAUGUGUCACUGUUUUUAAACAUUUCAUAGAAUACAUAUGAGUGACUGCUCAGGCUCUUGAAGUAAAAUUAUUUGUAUUUGAGGGAAUUAUUACUAAAACUAAUUUAAAUAGACAUAUUAAUUGUACGAUUUUUUUAAUGACAUGAAGGAUGAAUUGUAAAAUGCUUGUUUUGUAGUACACUGGUUCGAUGAAAAGUGAUUUCAUUAUGGUAAUGUAAUCAUUAUUGAUUUUAUUAAAAAUCACUACUUUACUUUCUACUUGGUGUUUGUUCUUUAACAUGAGUAAUCCGUAGAAACAGAACUUUUCAGUAAAUUGCCAACAAGGGA